GACUCUACCAGUCUCAACCACAGUUCCUUUUACAAGAGCUCAGAACCGCCACAAGGAAACUAAUCCCAAAGAUGAGCCUCCUGUGUAAACUCUUCGUCAGUUUUCUUCUCAUUUUCAACUUUCCCACCAAAGGUUCAGUCUCUAAAGACAUCAGGAUUGUCUGGGGUGCUUUGGAUCAAGAUAUCAACCUGGACAUUCCCAGUUUUCAAAUGAGCGAUGUUAUUGAUGACAUACGAUGGGACAAAGAAGGGAUCAUGGUUGCGCAGUUCAGAAAAGGCAAGAAACCCUCCCGGUAUAAUGAAACAUAUGAAAUAUUAGCAAAUGGAACUCUGAAAAUUAAGCAUCUGAAGAAAUAUUACAAUAAUAUCUACAACGUAAUUAUAUAUAAUACGGAUGGAAAAAGCGUGCUGGAACAGUCAUUCGACUUGAGGAUUCUAGAGAUGGUCUCAAAACCAAAGAUCUCUUGGGAUUGUAACAGCACAAACCUGACCUGUGAGAUAAUGAAAGGAACUGACCCUGAAUUAAAUCUGUAUCAAAAUGGGAAACGGCUCACUCAAGGUCACCUGAAGGUCAUUAGACAUCAGUGGACCAACCUGAAUGCGGCAUUCAAGUGCACGGCGAGCAACAGAGUCAGUGAGGAAUCCAGCAUGGCAGCUGUCAGCUGUUCAGAGAAAGGUCUGAACAUCUAUAUCAUCGCUGGUGUUGGUGCAGGAGGCAUCCUCUUGGUCUUUGUGUUGCUACUUAUUUUCUUUGUCAGCAAGAGGAAAAAACAGAACAGCAGGAGACACGAUGAGGAGCUGGAGGUAAGAACCCACAGAACAACCUCUGAAGGCAGUAGCCAAAAGCCCAGCCAAAUCCCCACCUCACCUCCUCAAAAUCCAGCGGCCUCCCAACCUCCUCCACCACCUGGUCAUCGCUCCCAGACACCUGCUCAUCGUCCCCAGACACCUGCUCAUCGUCCCUUGCCUCCUGGUCACCGUGUCCAGCACCAGCAGCAGAAGAGGACGCCCCCAUCGAGUACGCAGGUUCGCCAGCAGAGAGGCCCUCCCCUCCCUAGACCUCGAGUUCAACCAAAACCUCCCUGUGGAGUGGCAGAAAAUUCAUCAUCCCCUUCCUCUAAUUUCCAAUAAAAAGGCUGUUUGGAUUUCUUA
This is a messenger RNA of Sciurus carolinensis (gray squirrel), 1151 nucleotides long. It is a transcript of the gene Cd2, whose product is annotated as CD2 molecule. The coding region runs from base 72 to 1130 and encodes 352 amino acids. Gene Ontology annotation, molecular function: signaling receptor binding. Lineage: Eukaryota; Metazoa; Chordata; Mammalia; Rodentia; Sciuridae. The record is from RefSeq and is a predicted model, not a curated record. The transcript has 5 exons. Gene Ontology annotation, cellular component: membrane. Gene Ontology annotation, biological process: positive regulation of type II interferon production; cell-cell adhesion.